Molecule: messenger RNA, 1608 nt
Organism: Chlorocebus sabaeus (green monkey)
Lineage: Eukaryota; Metazoa; Chordata; Mammalia; Primates; Cercopithecidae
Source: RefSeq, a predicted model, not a curated record
AUCACUACCUGCCCCAAGACACUUGAGACUGGGAUGACGCUGGUGUCAAAGAUCAAGACUCCCACGCUGAGUUCAGGGAGUUAGUUUGAUGCAGCAGGUCAUAGGUCACACCAGUGAAAAGACUCUGAGUCCCAAACCCAGGAAGUCUUUUGGGAGGUUUGAAGCUUCUCUUAGCAAGAACUCCAUCAAUUAGAGUUCAAGGAGAUAGUAUGUCGUAAGGGUCAAAGGCAGGCAAGGAGAGCCUCUGGCGAUGUCAAAGGUCAUAGACUUAGGGUGCCCUCUAAGACUGGUAACAGAUGAACAGCUUCACUCAUGCACGCUCCUCUCCUGACUAGAAGGGUCCCAGCACCAUGGAGGACCCGAACUCUGAAGAGAACAUGAAGCAGCAGGAUUCACCCAAGGAGAGAAGUCUCCAGAGCCCAGGAGGCAACAUCUGCCACCUGGGGGCCCCGAAGUGCACCCGCUGCCUCAUCACCUUCGCAGAUUCCAAGUUCCAGGAGCGUCACAUGAAGCGGGAGCACCCAGCGGACUUCGUGGCCCAGAAGCUGCAGGGGGUCCUCUUCAUCUGCUUCACCUGCGCCCGCUCCUUCCCCUCCUCCAAAGCCUUAAUCACCCACCAGCGCAGCCACGGUCCAGCCGCCAAGCCCACCCCACUGGUUGCAACCACUACUGCCCGGCCCACCUUCCCUUGUCCUGACUGUGGCAAGACCUUUGGGCAGGCUGCGUCUCUGAGGCGGCACCGCCAGAUGCAUGAGGCCCGUGCCCCUCCUGGCACCUUCGCCUGUACAGAGUGCGGUCAGGACUUUGCUCAGGAAGCAGGGCUGCAUCAACACUACAUUCGGCAUGCCCGAGGGGAGCUCUGAGUGCAGCUUAAGCGUCUCCGUGGUGACAAGUGGCUCUGUGGCCAGUAGGACUCACCCAUGAUACGGGGUGCAGGAAUUCCGGGGGCCCUGAGGGAUUUGCUUCCCUCCCCUGGGAAGGCAGAGGGCUCCUAAUAAAGAGGACCCAGAAGAUUCUCAUUUAGAGCUUCAGUCUUUGGAGGACACAAGGCCUUCGUGAGACAGUGAAAUCAGACAAUAACGAGAUCUUUCGUUAAAAAAAAAAAAAGGGAAUGGAGUGCGGGAGAGAAAUGGUUUGUGUCUCCCUUAUUCCCAGUUAAACACCUAGCUGCAGACUGUGUCAUCACCCUUCAUUCUUCCCAGAUGGAUGCCAUGGGCAAUGGAAGCAAAAUGCCCUGGACCUUUGCCUGAAUGGGGGCAGGGAAGGUGAGGUGUUGCUGGCCUGUAAUGCCACCGGAUGAGUUCCAGAUGUGGAGCAACUUGGGCUUUUGGGGAUGGGGCAGCACAGUUGGGAGCUGGACCCCAAUUGAGUGGGGGUGGCAAUUGGAGUCCUUGUGUCUCUUUCCCACCCCCUGCCAACCUCACUCAGAGGGGCCAUGGCACUAGAUGGCACUAGUCCCCCGAUAAUUUAUGUCUCAUUUAAAUAAUUUUGUAUAUCAUUCUGGUCAUGAAAUAUUUUUUCAUAUGUGUAGGUGAAAUGGUAUGAAUAAGCUAACAGGAAUAGUAUCUAAAAACAGAAAACAUCCAUAUUAAAAUGUCUAAACAGGGA